GCACCCAUGCACAUAAACACGCACACUUACACAUACACGCAAACACACUCACACAGAUGAAUACACGCAUUAACACUGAACACGCUACCGCGGCAACACCCAAGACAGAAGAAUACAAUAAAAUAUUAUUCUCCUGUCUUGGGCAACGCACACUGUCGACAACUGUAUUGCUUCUUUGAAAUGUUUGUUCUUUUGAUUUCCCCUUUGUUUUAAAUGCCAAAUGCAUUAGAAAGAACAAAAAAAUUGCCGUAGAUCUAGUUUAGGUGCCUAUGUCAAGUAACUUGAAUUUAUGCUGGACACUGGACAAAAAUGAAAUCGAUCUGAAACAACACAAUCUACACUUAUCCCCGGCAAUGAGUUAAUUUAAGUUUUCCCUCGAAAGAGGAUGGAUGUUGUUCAGGGGAGACUAACUUAUACGUUUUGAAUUAAUUAUAUUUCGGGAGUACUCUCCCUUCUAACAUUGUGCAUUGUGCUUCCGUGUUGUGAUUUGUAAUGUUGUGUUGUGUGUGUCUGUGUGUUUGGCAUUUGGCGGAUUGGGGUCUGGUUGUGUCGCAAUAAUCUUGACGCAGGGCAGAUUGUGUCAAAAUAGUGUCGCAAUCUUACUUAUUGAAUUAAAAAGAAAAACCCCAGACUGUUCAAACUAGAUCUAUAGAUCUAGAUCUAAUCUAGACUCUAGACUAUAUUUAGAAUCAGAAGUCAAAAGUGGUUCUGACACUACUCUACACAACACAGAUUGAAGAUCAUGUAUCACAUCAACAGUGGGAUAGACCGAAAGCUUCAGCUUUUUCUUUGGAAUCUUCUUGCAUUGCUUCCUCUUGUGCUGAGCGCCCCUACUGAUGAUGGUAAUGCUCUUGGUGACAGUGGAACUUUGCAGUCAUUGACAUCGGACAACAUUGCACUGGGAGUAAUUGUUUGUGUUGUUGUAUUCCUACUAUUGGUGGUGGUUGCGGUUCCCGGCUGUAUGGACUGCAUGAACUCCGAGGUAAGCUCAGAGAGUCACCCAGCCUGUGGUGACACCUCCCGCAAAUGGGGCGGGGCCGUAGACUACACCCCGGCCGAUAGCCGCAACCCCGGGGCCGGGUUCACUACCGGAGAGGUUGUCAACCCGUCUGACCCGUACAAUCAACAGCUGCCCUACGCUAUGAUUCCCACCCAAGUUCCAGAACAGGCAGGCUUUGUGGGUUAUCAGAGUGGUGUGGGUGGUGACGGAGGGUUGGCAGGCUACAGUGCGGGCCCAGGCCGGCAUCCCAGUGGCAGUGAACAGCACCAGCAGCAGCAGCACAGGCACUAUAACCCUAUGAGUCCCGAGGACCCGCCUCCUGCAUAUACUGAUGCUGCGUUCUGAAUGUAUUAUAUAUUUAUACAUAAAUAUAUACUAUGAUCAGGGUUAACAUAGUUCAUUCUUCAAAAUACAUUCUUACAAAACAUUACAAAAAUUUUUGUUUGAUUCCGAAGAGACUGGCCCAUUUCCCCAUGAAGAUCUUGUCAUCGAGUACAUAAGUCAUAAAUGUUUUUGAAAUCAGAAACAAUACAAAGCUGGAAAAAAAAGUAGGAAGAGAAUCGUUGAAUGAAAAUAGAAUGAGACCUUCCAAAUCACUUAAAACUCUGUGUGUGUGUGUAUGUGUGUGUGUGUGUGUGUGUUUUAUGUGUGUUUUAUGUGUGUUUUCGAGAGAGAAAGACACAAAGAGAGAGAGAGAGAGAGAGAGAGAGAGAGAGAGAGAGAGAGAGAGAGAGAGAGAGAGAGAGAGAGAGAGAGAGAGAUUCUCUCUGAAGAGACCUUUUGCUUAUUUUUAUGUCUUUCAUGAACUUGUUUCCUGUGAUGUAAUAUAAUGCAAUAUAAUUGUGGUAGUGGUGAGUGUUAUUGACCAUGCACAUUGAUUUUGACAUCCUUAAGAUUUGAAAGACAAAAAUGUUUUCUUAAAAAGAAGUGUGAGUGAAGCUUUUAUCAAUUUGGAGUUUUAAUUGAUUUUACAUUUUCACAGAAAACUCUGAAGGUUUCUGAUGUCAUUUACAAUUUAAUGCACCCUCGGUCAGCUGUGUACUGUUUUGUGGACUAAGUUCUGAUGUGCUCUUUCCAAGCUGUGUUGUACUUUCAGGUGACAAGGUUUGCUGAACAUUGAGUAGUAACUUUUUAUGCCGUUUUUUUUUUGUGGUGGUUUUUUCUUGUCUUCUUCACAUCAUUGUUUCUCAAGGAUGUUAGGAUUAUGGCAUGCUUGAAAAUAUUAUUUGGUCUGUUUUAAAUUGUUGUGCUGUCAAAAUGUCCCCAGUUGGUGUGCGCAGGAUAAGUGUGCUUGGUUUGAAUCCUGUAAAGCUAAAAUUGGUAGAUUUAUAUAAUUGAUGUUAUUAACAGUUUCAGCACUUUCUACUUCCACAAUUCUGCGCACAGUGUCUUGCAGUCUGGCACAUAUGCUGCAACUUUAAUACCAUUUGUUCAGUGCUUCCAAAUUCUUAUGAAAUGGGCAUUUGAUAAGUUCCUCCUUUCAACUGCAUUGUAUAAUACUAUCAUGUGUACAGUUUCUGAAAAAUCAGGGGUACGAAUGUUUCUUUUGUAUGUGCAUGAGUUCUAAGUUGUCAUCAAUGUGUUUUUGUUUAUGAGGUAUGGGGACCCGACAAAGAAUUAAAACUGUCUUUUUUGUUUUCUUUUCUUUCAUUAUAAAA
Messenger RNA from Aplysia californica (California sea hare), 2658 nucleotides. RefSeq lists its product as uncharacterized. Bases 743 to 1345 code for a protein of 200 amino acids. The record is from RefSeq and is a predicted model, not a curated record. The transcript is spliced from 3 exons. Lineage: Eukaryota; Metazoa; Mollusca; Gastropoda; Aplysiida; Aplysiidae.